AUGUUCACCCGCACUCCGGUGGUGGGCUCCGGGCUCGGCGCCCCCCCCGCCCCCCGCCCGGCCCGGGACCCCCCCGGGCGGCCUCGGGAGCCGGGCCAGCUGCAAGGUCCCAGACCGGGUUCGCAGGCGACCCCCCAGAGCCCUUCGCAGGAGAGCCCACGGCUCGCCGGCCAGCGGUGCACAGGCGCAUAUACCUUGAUAACACCAAAUGAAAACCGAAGAAAUCAGAUACAAAGGAUUGCUGAGAAAGAGCUGGAAAAUCUUGAGAAGUGGAAAGAACAACAGCGAGCGAAGCCUGUUACCCUGGUCCCAAGGCGCUUAGGUGGAAGCCAAUCGGAAGCUGAAGUCAGGCAGAAACAACAACUCCAACUGAUGCAAUCGAAAUACCAACAAAAGCUAAAAAGAGAAGAAUCUGUAAGAAUCAAGAAGCAAGUGGAAGAGGCCAGAAUACAACAGAUGAAGGCAGUUCAGAGACAGAAGAGCAAUAAACUAGAGGAGAAAAAAAGACUUCAAGAAAACCUCAGAAGAGAAGCAUUUAGAGAGCACCAGCAGUACAAAACUGCGGAGUUCCUGAGCAGACUGGACACAAAGUCGCCAGAUAGAAGUACCUGUCAAAAGGCUCUUCAUGACUCACAGUCUUCAACUUGGAAACUUCCUGUCCUGCCUGGGAAUCCUACCUCGGCCAGAAGCUGGGCUUACAAGGAUUCUCUAAAGGAAGAAGAAAAUAAGAAAUUGCAAAAGAUGAAGGAGGAACAACGUCAGAAGAGUGAAUUACUGGAAUUUAACCGGCAGCAACAGGAGGAAGAGAGAACCAGAACCCACCAGGCUGAACACAAGAGGGUAAAUAAUGCUUUUCUGGACCGACUCCAAGGCAAAAGUCAACCAGGUGGCUUCGAGCACUUUGGAGGCCAUUGGAAUAUGAAUAGUGGUAACAGCUGGGUGAGUUUUUUCUUGCUCUCCAAACAUCUUUGCUGUUUAUAUAAUGAAAUAUUUACUUACAUCUGUCCUUUGUCAACGGACCUUGAAGAACAUCACUCAAUGCUUUUCCUUCAUGCUGCUUUGUUUAUCCUUACUGUUUUCACCUUGACUUCAACUGCCCACUCACUCAGCUGAACACGUGGGAAUGACCCGUUUUCCCCUGUCAUUAUUUACACGUGCUUGCAGGAGCUGAUUGCUGAGCUCAUACUUAAUUUC
This is a messenger RNA of Puma concolor (puma), 1194 nucleotides long. The record is from RefSeq and is a predicted model, not a curated record. NCBI's taxonomy places the organism in Eukaryota, Metazoa, Chordata, Mammalia, Carnivora, Felidae.